UGGCCUUUUCUUAUUUGGGAGAUCUUCUAGGGUUUCGUUUCUCUUUACUUUCGAGACAUGGGUAAGGGAACCGGGAGCUUCGGAAAGAGGAGGAACAAGACACACACACUGUGUGUGAGGUGUGGCCGCCGCAGCUUUCACCUGCAGAAGAGCCGCUGCUCUGCCUGCGCCUAUCCUGCUGCUCGCGUCAGGAAAUACAAUUGGAGUGUGAAGGCAAUCAGAAGGAAGACUACAGGAACUGGUAGGAUGAGGUACCUCCGUAACGUUCCUCGCAGGUUCAAGAGCAACUUUAGAGAAGGUACUCAAGCAACCCCAAGGAGCAAAGGAGCCGUUGCCAGCGCAUAGGUUUGAAGGAACAUUUUGAUGUAUUUUAGUUGAGAUUCGGAUUUAUGUUUGUUUGCUUAUGACAAGUGGAAUGGUUUAAUUUUGAUAUGGAUGGAAACCGAUACUUUCUAUUUUAGUUUUGCUACUUUUCGUGCCAAACGUUGUUUUUUCAUAUGAACAUCCCCUUGGCAGAC
Molecule: messenger RNA, 518 nt
Organism: Cynara cardunculus var. scolymus (artichoke)
Lineage: Eukaryota; Viridiplantae; Streptophyta; Magnoliopsida; Asterales; Asteraceae
Product: 60S ribosomal protein L37-1
Exons: 4
Coding region: 58-345 (95 amino acids)
Biological process (GO): translation
Cellular component (GO): cytosolic large ribosomal subunit; ribosome
Molecular function (GO): RNA binding; structural constituent of ribosome
Source: RefSeq, a predicted model, not a curated record